Molecule: messenger RNA, 1101 nt
Organism: Naumovozyma dairenensis CBS 421
Lineage: Eukaryota; Fungi; Ascomycota; Saccharomycetes; Saccharomycetales; Saccharomycetaceae
Gene: PPG1
Product: putative serine/threonine-protein kinase PPG1
Exons: 1
Coding region: 1-1101 (366 amino acids)
Biological process (GO): peptidyl-serine dephosphorylation
Cellular component (GO): FAR/SIP/STRIPAK complex
Molecular function (GO): protein serine/threonine phosphatase activity
Source: RefSeq, a predicted model, not a curated record
AUGGAAUUAGAUCGAUGUUUAGAACUAUUAUGUAAGGGGCAAUUACUUCCUGAGGAAACGAUACGAGCAUUAUGUUUCAAAUUGAAGGAAAUGUUAGUAAAAGAAUCCAACGUUAUACAUAUUCAAACACCUGUUACUGUAGUAGGUGAUAUGCAUGGACAGUUCCAUGAUAUGUUGGAGAUAUUCCAUAUAGGUGGUCCAGUACCAAGUACCAAUUAUCUUUUUUUAGGUGAUUACGUCGAUCGAGGGUUAUAUAGUGUGGAAACAAUUAUGUUAUUAAUAGUGUUGAAGUUACGAUAUCCAAGUCGAAUCCAUUUAUUGAGAGGUAAUCACGAAUCAAGACAAAUUACUCAAAGUUAUGGAUUCUAUACAGAAUGUUUAAAUAAAUAUGGCGGGAAUUCAAGAGUGUGGAAUUAUUUAACUGAUCUUUUCGAUUACCUCGUUCUUUGUUGUAUCAUUGAUGAUGAAAUAUUCUGUGUUCAUGGUGGAUUAUCACCUAAUGUACAGAGUAUUGACCAAAUCAAAAUUAUAGAUAGAUUUAGAGAAAUACCACAUGAUGGUGCUAUGUCUGACUUGGUAUGGUCUGAUCCAGAAGAAAAUAACAGUAAUAGUAGUAUGAUAAAUAUUGAAAAUGGAGGAGAUGAAUUAUUUAGAGAUAAUUCACAACAUUUCCAAGUUUCGCCAAGAGGAGCUGGUUACACAUUUGGAAGAAGUGUGGUAGAAAAGUUUCUACAAUUGAACGAUAUGAGUAGAAUAUAUAGAGCUCAUCAACUUUGUAAUGAAGGUUACCAAAUAUAUUUUGAUGGAUUAGUCACAACAGUAUGGUCUGCUCCGAAUUAUUGUUAUAGAUGUGGUAACAAGGCAUCCAUUUUAGAAUUGUAUGAUAAGGACAACUUUUAUUUUAAUGUUUUUACAGAAGCACCUGAGAAUAAAUCUCUUAAUAUAAAUAGUUCAAUGCCAGGUUCUGCUAAUAAAGUCAUAUCAGAUUACUUCGAAGAUGAUGAAUCUUCGACUGAUUUACCAAUGAUAGGUCAAGAUGUAUUCUCAGAUGUAUAUCAAGCAAAAUAUGCAGCAGAUAGACGUGUGGAAUACUUCCUGUAA